Molecule: messenger RNA, 3471 nt
Organism: Doryrhamphus excisus (bluestripe pipefish)
Lineage: Eukaryota; Metazoa; Chordata; Actinopteri; Syngnathiformes; Syngnathidae
Source: RefSeq, a predicted model, not a curated record
GGAAUUAUGGCCUGCACACUUGUUGAAAGUCAGCCUCCCGGGAGCUGCUGCAGGGAUUGGAGGCAUAUAUACUUCAGCAGGGGCAGCUCGUCAAUAAGGAGGCCCGUCAAGUGGGCGCGUAAGUGGCAUUAGGAUUUUCACUGGGUCCUAAUCCAGUCCAGCACUUACGUAAGACCCCUUGGAGGCCGGGAAAAAGUACAUUGUUGCACUUUUAGGGACACCCUCAGCGGUACUUUGUACUUUACUACCCUUGACGCUUGCCUGUUUUAGACCUUUUUGCCUUGGGAGAAGGUACAGUUACACGCUGGGAAAGAGUUCCUCUUCUCAAUUCAACUGAAAUUUCAACCAAAAAUUUCAAACAUGGCUCCCACACUCUUGCAGUUUUUCAAAAAGUAGCUCAUAAAUUAUUAUGAGUCAAAACCCAGACGUACAUAAGAAAAUUGUACAUAUUUUCAAUCCUAAAAAUGGCUAAAUGAACGGAUAUACAUAUGUACUGUUGUGUAAUAUCUGCGAUGUUGUGUGACGUCAGCUAGCUCCUGUAUAGGUGCUGAGUGUUAGCAUGAUUAGCAGUGUGGAUAGUGCCAGAAACUGGCGUGAGUUGUGGCUGACAGCAGCUCCUGUGUGAACGUUCAAUGUGCCGUUGCAGUAGUACUUUACUGUACUACACUCACCGCUAGGCGUCAGGAACGUUACGUCCAUGACACAGUAGCCAACCAAGUAUCCUGUCUUAUUUAUUUAUUUUCAAUUGUCAACUUUAUUGGCUAAUACAAGUUUACACUUGUAUUAGUAUACUGUAUUAAUAUAUACAGUAGAAGGUCAAUCCCACGUCAACUCUGUCAACCUCUGCUAUGUGAAUCACUACACCACCAAUGGCCUAAUAUUAUGUUAGUGCAUGAUAUGUUAUUGUAAGUUUGGGCAUAUGGACUUCCAUAAAACAUCCAUCAAAGACACACCCCUUCAAAACAAAUGCCCCAAAGGACCAAAACAAAAAACUACAAGCAUAUCCCCAUGCUGUGUACCGUACAUAAAGAAAUCCACUGGAGCCCUCACGGCACGGGACAUUAAUUCAUGUCCUCAGUUGGACGAAGUACAGGACUUCAAGGUAGCUCCGGAACCAACAUGGUACAAGUGUGACCUCUAGCUUUAUGAAUAUCGGGUCUGAAAGGAGAACCUUUGUGGGGUGCCACCCCCCAAUGAUUGGCCUGCAUGCCCCCAGGUGGGCGUAUCCAAAACAAUUUGCUGUCAAAACCAGAGAGUCCCUCAGCACAAAGGACCCCCAAAAGGUACAGGUAUGCCCCCACACUAACUACACUCAUCUUUAAGGGUAGCACCCUGGUGACUAUUUAGACCCGUAAAAGUCAUUUUUCUCGAUGAGUUUUGACUAAAAUGAAUAAUGUUUCUCAAAGGACAAAUGAUUGGACUUCCGAGUAGCCGAAGAGCCAAGAAGGUGCAGGUGACCCCAAGACCCCUAAGCAGUACAGCUAUUUCCCCACGCUGGCUACUACCCCACUGACAAGAUAUUGGCGCCCCCAAGGUCAAACGGUGUCUCCAGUUGGACUCAUGAUUGGACUCCAAGGUAUAGCUCCAGAGCCAAAACGGUACAAGCAUGUCCCCAACGGGAGAACCUUUGGGGGUACCAGCUUCUAAAGGUACUAUGAUGUCAUUUCUUACUCGGGUACUCGUAUCUUAAGAGCAUGAUUAGCAGAGUUCGGAGACAUUUGAAGAGCAAAAAGCCACUCAUCUCCGUCCAUGUGCAACUUACGUGUGGGCAAGGACGACACGGCAGCAGAGUGCAGCACCAGGAGAAGCCAGCCCAUAUCUAUGACCACUUUCAUGUCUUUAUCCUUCUUCUCGCUCCCUUUCUUGUGGCCUUGCUUCGCCUCCACGCGAUCCCGCUGCUGUCCUUUGGCGCCAAAAGAACGCACAAGUGCGCACAAGAUCAAAGCGUCUUCAAAGUUAGCAGACGUCCUGCUCCCUCGUCUGUCCUCUUCGUCUUGUUGCUUCUUCCUGCAGCUUAAAUCAUACACAAGUUCAUACUUUUAAGCCCCGCCUCCUGCUCUCCCUCCUCCUCCUCCUCCUCCUCCUCCUCCUCUCCUCUCCUCUCCUCUCCUCUCACUAAUUUCCCCUCUUUACUCCGUCCUUCCCGUCCUUUCUUUGUUACCUCUUCCUCCAAACACCCCACCUCCUUUUAUUGAUGAUUAUGGAGAGAGUCAGACUUCCAAUGAAAAUGCCCCGUCACUUUCCAGGAUGUGGCAUUACACCCGCAAGUCAUAACAUUAGGCACACCUGCACAAUCUCAUCUAAAAGCAACAUGAUAUUGGCUAAUAAUGGAACAGGAAGACUGCCAUCCACAUUCACUAGCCGCAAUUCUGUUAGCACCAAUUCCGAUCAGUAGAUCAUUAUACAACAAUAACCCUCUUAUCCACAGCAUGAUUCGCAUUUGGAAACAAAUUAAAGCCAGUUAUAACCUAAAUUCUAUAUCCCCUGCUCUACCCAUAGAUAGAAAUCCUACUUUUGCCCCGUCUGGUCUGGGGGGAAGCUUUGCCAAAUGGAGUCAGAAAGGUAUAAAAUGUGUUGGACAUCUAUAUAUACAGGGUAUCUUUGCCUCAUUCUCUCAACUACAGCAUAAAUUUGGAUUGGAAAAUAAUUCUUUCUUUCAAUAUCUGCAAAUUAGAGAUUAUAUACGUAAACAUAUGGAGGACUUUCGAAAUGAGUCAAAAACAUUAAUAAAUGAGUGCCUGAAAUUGACAAUAGACGAACCAAAACUGAUAACACGCAUCUACAAAGCCCUCCUGUCAAUGACCCCCUCUCCAGCUCAUAUACAUAAGCAUAAAUGGGAGAAAGAACUUGGCGAAACGAUUACGGAGGAUCUCUGGGAUAGUGCACUUGAAAAGAUUAAUACAUGUUCGCACAGUGCCAGACAUUGCCUUAUUCAAUUUAAAAUUAUAUACAUGCUCCAUUUCUCAAAGGAAAAACUACAUAAUAUAUACCCAGAUGUCUCACCUAUCUGUGACAAGUGCAGAUCUUCGAAGGCAACUCAUCUUCAUAGUUAUGCACUUUGCCCCAAAAUAUACUCUUUUUGGUCUGGUGUUUUUGAUAUAAUGUCCAAGGUUUUGGGGAUUGUGCUAAAGCCAGAGCCUUUGCUCAUUAUCCUUGGGGUUUCUGAAUCCUUUCAAAUGUUAAAUAAGGCACAACAAUGUUUCAUUUCAUAUGGUCUCAUUAUAGCGAAAAAACUGAUUCUAAUGCUAUGGAAAAGUGUAAGUGUACCAUCAACUAAGAUGUGGCUAGAGGAGUUGACAAACACACUCCAUCUGGAAAGAAUAAGAUAUAUCUUGAAAGACAGACUUCAACAUUUUGAAACAUCGUGGCAACCUUUUGUUCAAUAUCUUGUACAUACGAAUCAAGCUUAAUGAUGGAUGUAACAUGUACUACAAGAUUCAAGUGAGGUUUUAAAUGGGUCCUCAACGGGGA